UAGGAUUGAAAAAGAAGAGAAUAAUGAGGAUGUUGAAAUGUGGAAAAAAAGGCAGAAAAAAAAGCUUUGAAAGAGCAGAAAGGGGAGGGAGUGUGAAAAGGCAUUUUGCAACACAACACGCAUGUAGUCAGAAAAUAAAGCAAGACCCUUUUUCAUGUUUAAGGACAUAGAUUUGUAGAGAGAGGUUACAAAAUAUCAUUGGAUCCACACUCACUUCACACCAUUCUCUUCUUCUUGCUUUUACCUCUCAACUUGAAACUACACAAAUCCAUGCCUUUUCUCUGAUCUUCUUUUCUUCUCUCUCUCUCUCUCUCUCUCCGGCAAUGGGUGGUCGCUGCUCCAAGUUUUCAGGAUGCUGGUGGCAAUCCAAUCUCAAGACCUCUGUUCUUGAAUCUUCGGAUCUGGAAAAUGGAGAUAAGAAUGACAAGAACUCACUUCCAAGCUUCUGUGAGUUUAGCUUGGACGAGCUCAAGUUCGCUACAAAUGGGUUUUCGCCGGAGAACAUUGUGUCUGAGCAUGGAGAAAAAGCUCCCAAUGUUGUUUACAAGGGUAAACUUGAAAAUGGUCGUUGGAUUGCUGUUAAGAGGUUUCAUAAGUCAGCUUGGCCUGAUUCUCGUCAAUUCAUGGAGGAAUCGAAAGCUGUGGGGAAUCUGAGGAGUGAAAGAUUAGCAAAUCUGAUUGGUUGUUGUUAUGAAGCAGAUGAGAGAUUGCUCAUUGCUGAGUUUAUGCCUAAUGAAACUCUUGCCAGACAUCUCUUUCACUGGGAAUCCCAGCCAAUGAAAUGGGCAAUGAGGUUAAGGGUUGCUUUCUUUCUGUCACAAGCUUUGGAAUAUUGCAGCAGUAAAGGAAGAACAUUGUAUCAUGAUUUGAAUGCUUACAGAGUUUUGUUUGAUCAGGAUGGAAAUCCCAGGCUUUCAUGCUUUGGGCUGAUGAAGAAUAGCAGGGAUGGGAAGAGUUAUAGCACAAACUUGGCUUUCACCCCUCCUGAGUAUUUGAGAACAGGAAGAGUGACAGCGGAAAGUGUGGUGUACAGCUUCGGAACUCUUGUAUUAGAUCUUUUGAGUGGAAAACAUAUUCCUCCAAGCCAUGCUCUUGACCUGAUUAGGGGCAAGAAUUUCCUAAUGCUGAUGGAUUCUUGUUUGGAAGGUCAAUUCACAAACGAUGAAGGAACAGAGUUAGUACGGUUAGCCUCACGUUGUUUGCAAUAUGAAGCUCGUGAGAGGCCUAAUACAAAGUCACUUGUUACUUCUCUUACGUCUCUCCAGAAAGAGACCGAGAUUCCAUCCUAUGUUUUAAUGGGUAUUAUUACAACAAACGGAUCUACAUCAUCCUCAAAGCAACAGGAGCAGGAGCAAGAUCAGGAACAACCUUCGUUGACGCCAUUUGGUGAAGCUUGCUUGAGAAAGGAUCUAACUUCCAUACAUCAAAUAUUAGACAAAGUUGGAUACAAAGAUGAUCAAGGAAUUGCUAAUGAACUUUCCUUCCAGUUAUGGACAAAUCAAAUGCAGGAAACCUUAAAUUCUAAGAAACAAGGCGACACUGCUUUUCGCUCCAAGGAUUUUGUAACCGCUAUUGAUUGUUACACCCAGUUCAUAGAUGGGGGAACAAUGGUGUCUCCAACUGUUUACGCAAGGCGGUGUUUGUCUUACUUGAUGAGUGAUAUGGCACAAGAAGCUCUCGGCGAUGCAAUGCAAGCACAGGUGAUCUCUCCAGAAUGGCCAACCGUGUUCUAUCUUCAGGCAGCAGCACUCUUCAGCCUUGGGAUGGAGACAGAUGCUCAGGAAUCGCUGAAAGAUGCAACCAACUUAGAUGCUAAAAGAAAUAAGAAUUGAGUUUAUUUUGUACAGAUUUAUGUUAUUUUAAGGUUCGGAUGAUGUUAUGUUUUUUAUUAUUGUAUGUAUUUCAUUCCAGUUUGUUACACUUUGGCUUUUAGCCCAGUUUGAUUCCUUUUGUGUUAAAGAUCUUGACAUUAUAACAUAUAUAUGUUUACUGGCUA
Impatiens glandulifera is the source of this 1996-nucleotide messenger RNA. Its product is annotated as serine/threonine-protein kinase BSK5-like. NCBI's taxonomy places the organism in Eukaryota, Viridiplantae, Streptophyta, Magnoliopsida, Ericales, Balsaminaceae. Bases 324 to 1832 code for a protein of 502 amino acids. The record is from RefSeq and is a predicted model, not a curated record. The transcript has 9 exons. Gene Ontology annotation, biological process: protein phosphorylation; brassinosteroid mediated signaling pathway. Gene Ontology annotation, molecular function: protein kinase activity; protein binding; ATP binding.